Anoplopoma fimbria (sablefish) is the source of this 2811-nucleotide messenger RNA. RefSeq names its product syntrophin, gamma 2 (gene sntg2). Gene Ontology annotation, cellular component: dystrophin-associated glycoprotein complex; intracellular anatomical structure. Gene Ontology annotation, molecular function: structural molecule activity; protein binding. The record is from RefSeq and is a predicted model, not a curated record. NCBI's taxonomy places the organism in Eukaryota, Metazoa, Chordata, Actinopteri, Perciformes, Anoplopomatidae. The transcript is spliced from 17 exons. Bases 326 to 1936 code for a protein of 536 amino acids.
AGCAGAAGAGGAGCAGCAGAGGAGCCACUGUGUGCGGACAGCUCGGGCUGAGCCGUGGAGAAAAGAAGCGACGAUCGCCCGGCACUGAUUUUUGCUCCACGCAGCAAACAUUGUUCUAAUUGCAGGAUUUUAAGGCACCUUUUUUUUUUUUAAAAAAAAAAAAAAAAAAAGAACUAGAAGAAGAUCUGCUCAGGUUUCUCCGUGUGCCUGCGUCGUCGAACGGGACGCCGGUGACCACCACCACUGUGCGGACUCGCUGCUGCGUAAAUGACUUGAGGAACUCUCGUCCAAGUCAGCGCACCGGAGAAAAGCGGCUCUAUGGGAAAUGAAUGUGACCGGGAACCAGCACCCCGAGCUGAUCGAGCGACCCGCCAGCCUCCUGGUUCCAACUUCGACAAAAUCUGGAAUUGCUCUGCUGUACAAUGAGGAGACCAACAAUACCUAUGACGUCUGCCUGAAAUUGACCAAAGAGGUAUUAACCAUACAGAAGCUGGACGUGGUUUGCACCAGUGAAAGUGAAUCCCCAGUAAAUCACAGAACUGUUGUACUGCGAAGACAGGUGACUGGCGGUCUGGGCUUAAGCAUCAAAGGAGGUGCAGAGCACAACGUGCCUGUGGUUAUUUCAAAGAUUUUCAAAGAUCAAGUAGCCGAUCAGACGGGGAAGCUAUUCGUCGGGGACGCCGUGUUGCAGGUCAAUGGUAUAAAUGUGGAGCCCUGCACACAUGAGGAAGUUGUUCACCUCUUGCGCACCGCAGGAGAUGAGGUCACCAUCACCGUUCGCUACCUGCGAGAGGUCCCAUCAUUUCUAAAACUGCCUCUAGGUUCUCCCGGGCCGUCCACAGAUCACAGCCGAGUGUCCUCUCCACUCUUUGACAGCGGCUUACAUCUUAAUGGAAAUGGAAACAACACAGCUCCAUCACCCCCUUCGCCCUCAGCUAAUGAGCCGAAGUAUGAGAAGCGCUGGCUGGAUGCUGUCUCCCUGCCCUUGUUGAUGGCCAGAGUCUCCAGAUACAAAGCUGGCACAGAUCAAUUAAGGUCCAACUGUUUUGAAAUCUUUGCCUUGGAUGGAGCCAGCACCAAUAUUCUUCAAUUUUGCACUGCUGCAGAAAGCACCGACUGGCUCCAAGCAAUAUCUACAAAUAUCAAUGACUUAACACAGGAGAAUAUCAAGAUCGUCAACAAAUACUGCUCUUCAGAUGAUCAGAUUGUUCACAUGGGCUGGGCAUGUGAAAGCCCAGAGGGCAGCGCCGCUGGUAGAACUUCAGCAUUCAAGUUCCUGGCACUGAGAGGACCAUAUUUUUAUAUCUUCAGAAGCCCCCCGAUCAGUGCCGCUGACUGGGGACAAGCUGAAACAACGUAUAACCUCUAUGAGGUUCUUUUCAAGGUCCACAAGCUGUGGAUGGCAGAGGACUGCUGGCUCCAGGCGAGGCUCUACUUGGGGCUGGAGCAUUCGCCUGAGCAGCAGGACAACGAGUCCCUGUGCUUCAGUAUUCUGGUCGGCCACGGCCAGAGCCACACCUUCAGGGUAGAGCUGGCUACGGACCUGGCUAUCUGGGAGAAGUCCUUCCAAAGAGCUGUCUUCUUGGAGGUGCAGCGAAUACGAUCCAAAAGCUACAUGUGCAGCAGCCAGGGGAAUGUGCUGUGCUUCACCAUAGAUUUUGGAUCUGGCUUCACCUGCUCAGAAGGCACUUCAAAGACCGUACUGUGGCGAUAUAAGUUCUCUCAACUUAAAGGCUCCUCUGAUGAUGGGAAAACCAGGGUAAAACUCCUUUUCAAGAAUGCUGAAAGCAACCAAAUAGAGAUGAAGGAACUGGAGUUUGCUAAUCUAACAGCCGUCCUUCACUGUAUACAUUCUUUUAUUGCUGCAAAAGUGGCCUCCAUGGACCCUCUCUUUAUGUGCAGUCAAAGCCACCCUGGAAAUUACAUGAACACUUAAGAAGACAUGUCCUCAUUGUCAUGUACUCCUGUUGCAAAUCCGCAAUAUUGUGAUUUCUAGACAGAGCUAAUUGAUAUGUAUAUACAGUUCUUGCUAUUUUUGUAUGGACUUCUGAAGAUAAUAAAUAUUUGUAAAAGACUGUAAAGGUAGAUAAUGUAUGAAUUAAUAGUGGAAUGAAGAUGUUAUUUAAUUUUUGACAAACACAAAUACAAUCCAAACAGAUGAGGAGUUUUUCCUUUUCUUUCACAUUCUUUUUUUCAUCACAUUAUGGAUUCUCAGCGGAUUCUACUUGUCACUUUGAAACGCAGCACCCGUGCUGCCAUAUGGUGUAGAACUGCCAUACAUUUGACAACAGGACACGAAUCGCCAAACAUAGAAGCUGCCACUAUUUUUAGCAGAUAAUCUCAGCUUGUGCUGCAUCUAUGAAGAAUAAUGAUGCCAUUCUUACAUCUAGUGAGUAAGAACAUUUUUAACAGACGAAAUGAAUCUGAUACUGGCUUACUGUCAUGGGGUGGAUUCACAUUUAUGACAGACCUUAGACAGGGAUUUUAUUUACUUCGAAUUCACAGUUGAACAGUAAUGAAAAAGCUAACCUUUCUCUGUUCCCAGUUCCUCUGGUUUACUUUCCUUACUUUUGUAAGUCUUUUGUCAGUGAACACAAACACCACAGUACAAUGCAGUCUAAUAAGCCUCCAAAUAACCACUGAAUUGAAUCAACAUAUCUCUCUGAUUAAAUUGUAUGAUGUUUGUGCUAUUGUGACCAUCAUUUUGUAUCAAAUAAAGGCAAGAGUUUCCAAUUUCUCUGGGCAAUGAGGACCUUUUAAUGUUAAUGUGACAUUUCAGCUUCAAAGUAUUAUUAAAGACAUUUUCAUCAA